AUGGAUCUCACUGCCUCGCCUGCGUUCUUCUUGAUCCUCUGCUGCUGCCUUGGGCCUGUGGAAGCCCGAGACUUUAAUUCUGUGCUCUCUGUGACAAAUGGAGGACCUUGGGGUAGCUGGGGGUUAAUUCAGUUUUGCCCUCAGGGAUAUGCUCAUGGCUUCUCACUGAAGGUAGAGCCAAACCAAGGUGGUGGUGUCAAGGAUGAUGAUACAGCCCUAAAUGGAAUUCGCCUGCACUGCACUGACAGUUCAGUAAUUGAGUCUGCAAGCGGACCGUGGGGAACCUGGACAGGGAUUCACUAUUGCCCCCAAAGCAAUCUGAUUUCUUUCUCUCUGAGAGUGCAAGCACCCCGGGGCAAAGGUGAUGAUACUGCUGCCAACAACAUCCAGUUCACCUGUCAAGACGGAACUGGGCUGAUGGGCCAGGGACUUACCUGGGGUAGUUUUGGCCCAUGGAGCAAUCGCUGCUCCUCUGGUUAUAUCUGUGGGAUCCAGACAAAGGUGGAGGGUCUCCAAGGCAAGGACGAUGAUACAACCCUUAAUGAUGUGAAGUUCUUCUGCUGUGACUGAACUCUAUGUUCCUGUCCCCUUUACAGCAUAUCUCUGCUACUUUUCGGUAGUGGCGAAGGUUGACAACAAUUAAAUA
This is a messenger RNA of Lacerta agilis (Sand lizard), 646 nucleotides long. RefSeq names its product vitelline membrane outer layer protein 1-like. The record is from RefSeq and is a predicted model, not a curated record. Lineage: Eukaryota; Metazoa; Chordata; Lepidosauria; Squamata; Lacertidae. The transcript is spliced from 3 exons. Bases 1 to 570 code for a protein of 189 amino acids.